Messenger RNA from Lolium rigidum, 1804 nucleotides. Its product is annotated as nucleobase-ascorbate transporter 6-like. The record is from RefSeq and is a predicted model, not a curated record. Lineage: Eukaryota; Viridiplantae; Streptophyta; Magnoliopsida; Poales; Poaceae. The transcript has 14 exons. Bases 1 to 1602 code for a protein of 533 amino acids. Gene Ontology annotation, molecular function: transmembrane transporter activity. Gene Ontology annotation, biological process: transmembrane transport. Gene Ontology annotation, cellular component: membrane.
AUGGCCGGAGGAGUGGCGGCGCCGCCGCCGAAGCAGGAGGAGAUGCACCCGCACCCGAUCAAGGACCAGCUACCCAGCGUCUCCUACUGCAUCACCAGCCCACCACCCUGGCCUGAAGCCAUUAUACUUGGGUUCCAGCACUUCAUCGUCAUGCUGGGCACAUCUGUCCUUAUACCCAGCGCUCUUGUUCCCCAGAUGGGAGGAGGAAAUGGUGAGAAGGCUCGGGUGAUUCAGACGCUGCUGUUCGUCGCCGGCAUCAACACCCUGUGCCAGUCAUUCUUCGGGACGCGUCUCCCCGCUGUCAUGGGUGGAUCCUACACCGUUGUUGCACCCACAAUUUCUAUCAUUUUGGCCAGCCGGUACAGCAAUGAAACAGAUCCUCAUCAGAAAUUCUUGCGGACCAUGCGAGGGACACAAGGCGCUUUCAUCAUUGCAUCCACGAUUCAGAUCAUACUUGGUUUCAGUGGCCUCUGGCGCAAUGUAGUUAGAUUGCUAAGUCCAUUGUCUGCUGCUCCUCUGAUAGCUCUUGCUGGAUUUGGGCUAUAUGAGCUUGGUUUUCCAGGGGUUGCGAAAUGUGUCGAAAUUGGGCUUCCAGAAAUCAUUCUACUACUCAUAUUUUCUCAGUAUUUACCUCAUGUUAUACAUGUGGCAAAACCUGUGUUCAACCAAUUUUCUGUGAUUUUCACCAUCGCUAUUGUGUGGCUGUAUGCAUACAUUCUCACUGUUAGUGGUGCAUACAACAAAGCCCCAAUGAAGACACAAGUCCAUUGUCGUGUUGACCGCUCCGGACUUAUCGGUGGAGCUUCCUGGAUAUCAGUCCCGUACCCUUUCCAAUGGGGGGCUCCCACAUUUGAUGCUGGUGAAUGUUUUGCAGUGAUGAUGGCAUCAUUUGUUGCUCUUGUUGAGUCAACUGGGACGUUCAUUGCUGUGUCAAGAUAUGCUAGCGCAACUAUGAUACCUCCCUCAAUUCUUGGUCGGGGCAUUGGUUGGCAGGGUAUUGGUACAUUACUGGGUGCAUUUUUCGGGACAGCCAAUGGGACUGCAGUGUCAGUUGAAAAUGCUGGUUUACUAGCUCUGACACAUGUUGGCAGCCGGAGAGUAGUGCAGAUAUCUGCUGGCUUCAUGAUUUUCUUCUCUGUUCUUGGGAAAUUUGGAGCCAUAUUUGCGUCAAUUCCACUGCCAAUAUUUGCUGCCCUUUACUGCAUUUUCUUUGCAUAUGUUGGUGCAUGCGGUCUGAGCUUCCUCCAGUUCUGCAACCUCAACAGCUUCAGGACCAAGUUCAUCGUGGGGUUCUCCAUCUUCAUGGGCCUAUCAGUUCCCCAGUACUUCAACGAGUACACGUCGGUCGCAGGUUACGGCCCGGUGCACACUGGCGCUCGAUGGUUCAACGACAUGGUAAACGUGCCGUUCUCGUCCAAGCCGUUCGUGGCGGUGCUGGUGGCCUACUUCCUGGACAACACGAUGCACAGGCGCGACAGCGCGGUGAGGAGGGACAGAGGGUACCACUGGUGGGACAAGUUCAGGAGCUUCAAGACGGACACCCGGAGCGAGGAGUUCUACUCCCUGCCCUUCAAUCUCAACAAGUUCUUCCCUUCCGUGUGAUGGUCUCUGCAGAAUGGAGAAGGUUCGUGUUAGCGUGACAUUUUCACGGCUAGUCUAGAAGUUGGCACGAUGUUUGUGUAAAUCCAGGGGCGCGUUGGACUAGCUGGAGGCUUGACAUGCAUUGUUGCGUUUUGGGUCAGCACAGGUGUAUGGGACUGCUGACUGUUUGCAACAUUCUCUGUCAGGUUUUUCUUGUAACAGA